UUAUCCCGGUCGUACAGAUGGGGAAACUGAGGCACGGACUGGCUAUCCCUUGCCCCAGUUCACACAGUGGCAAAGGUGAGAAGGGAGUCCAGGAGCUGCUAGUUCCACUCUAACCACUAGACAACAUUCCCCUCCCAAAGUCAGGAAUAGAACCCAGGGGUUCUGACUCCCAAUGCCCCCCCCAGCUCUAACCACUAGACCCCACUCCCCAUCCCAGAGUCAGGCAUAGAACCCAGGCGUCCUGACUCCCAGUCCCCCCGCUUUAACUUCUAGCCCACAUUAUCUCCCAGAGCUGGGAAUAGAACCCAGGCAUCCGGGCCCCCAUUCCUGCUCCAUCCACUGGGCCACGCCACCUCCUUUAAAAGCUCUUGUUUCCUACCGAAGCAACCACCCAAGGAAGCUGCUUCCUGCCUGGCUGAGGGGAGCAGGGAAGGUCCCUGGAGCUGUCAGGACGUGUUGGGGAGGCUGGACUUUCUGGUUCCCUGACUCACUGUGAGUGACACUGAUCUAGCCGUGCCCUUCCCCUCCCCAGCCCAGGCAGCUGCCAGCGUGAGCUAGAGACUUGAAACAGCCUCAGCUCCCCGGCCCUAGUGUUGGACAGGAGCCCGGGAGGGGAAGGAACCGAAGCCACGUCUGGGAGCCGAGUGAACCCAGGAGCCAGCCCCUCCAGCUGGAGCUGGGCUGGUCAUUCCAAGCCAGUGGGCCCAGAGGCCACCCCAGGACGUCUCCGAUGGGCGCCGAGCACUGGGCAGCGAGUCCAUCCCCCCGGCGCUGGGGAGAUCUACCAGGGGCUUAGCUGCCAAUGGAUGGUGCUGGCCGAAGGUCUGCACUAAUUCUGCCCAUGCCCUCUGACCUCAGCCCCAGGAGAGCUCAAGAGCUGGGGCCGGGUCCUUGCAGAUUUCACCGAAGGCCUCACCCUUUGCCGAUAACCAGCCAUGCCCGACCGGGCGCUCUGCUUCCUGUGCAGUUUGGUGAUGCCUGCCGCCUUCCUGUGCGCAGAUCUGCUUCCCAGGGUCACCUUCCCAAGAGGAGACCCCCGGAGGACCCUAACCAGCUUCAGCCAGGAGGGAAUCUUCAACUAUGAUACUUUCCUCUUGAGCGAAGACGAAGGCGCUCUGUACGUGGGCGCUCGAGACACCCUCCUCUCCCUCCGGGUGGACAGCGCUGGGUCCAUGAAGCUGACGGGCUCAAUAGCGUGGCCACCCCUGCUUAAAAAAAAGGACGAGUGUGUCUUUAAGAAGAAAAGCAAUGUGACAGAGUGCUUCAACUUCAUCCGUGUCCUGGUGCCAGUGAACCAGACUCACCUGUACACCUGUGGGACCUACGCCUUCAGCCCCAUCUGCUCUUACAUUAAUCUGGAGAAUUUCAGCCUGGUUUCUGGAGGCCAAGGGGAGCCUCUCCUCCAGGAUGGGAAGGGACAGUGCCCCUUCGACCCCCGCCACAAGUAUACGGCCAUCCUGGUGGAUGGUGAGCUCUACACGGGGACCAUGAACAACUUCCAAGGAAACGAGCCCAUAAUCUCCCGUGCCCUGGGCAGCAGGACCUUUCUGAAGACCGAUACUUUCCUCAGGUGGCUGAAUGUCGACGCAGGCUUCGUGGCCUCGGCCAACAUCCCUGGAGACGAGAAGGUCUAUUUCUUCUUCGAGGAGACGGCCGAGGAGUUUGAGUUCUUUGAGAAGCUCACGGUCUCCCGGGUGGCUCGUGUGUGCAAGAAUGACGUCGGAGGACAGAAGGUGCUGCAGAAGAAAUGGACCACGUUCCUGAAAGCUCAGCUGACGUGCGUCCAGCCUGGACACUUCCCUUUCAACGUGAUCCAUCACGCCUUUGUCCUACCCCAGCCAGGAGGGGGCGCCGUCUUCUAUGGACUCUUCGCCUCACAAUGGCAGAUGGGAGACGCAGGCAGCACGGCGGUGUGCGCUUUCAACCUGGAGGACAUCGAAAGAGUCUUCAGUGGCAAAUACCAGGAGCUGAACAAGCAGAGCGCCCGGUGGACGACAUACAGCGAUGGGAUCCCUGAGCCCCGCCCUGGCAGCUGCUCGGUGUACCCAUCAGCGGACAAAGUCCUGACCUUCAUAAAAAACCAUUUCCUGAUGGAUGAGAAGGUUGUGCCCAGGAACAAGCAGCCACUGCUGGUGAAGCAGAACGUGAAGUAUACGCGGAUCGCAGUCGAUCAGACCCACAGUGUCACGGGCACCUCCUAUGAGGUGAUGUUCCUGGGAACAGAUCAAGGGUUCCUGCACAGAGCAGUGGCUCUGCCCAGCGGUACUCAUAUCAUUGAGGAAAUCCAGCUGUUUAAGGACCCGGAACCUGUGCAGAACCUUCUGUUCUCACCUGGGAAGGGGAUCCUGUAUGUGGGGUAUUCCAAGGGGGUGCUGCAGGUGCCGCUGGCCAACUGCAGCGUGUACAAGAGCUGUGCUGACUGUGUCCUCGCCCGAGACCCCUACUGCGCCUGGGACAGGCACAGCCAGUCGUGCCAGGAGACCCGAGGCACAAACAAAAACACGAGUGACUGGCUGCAGGACGUCGAGUGGGGUAGACCGGGGCCUACGUGCCAGCAGAUCAGUGGGAGAGGCAGGGCCACGCCCAGGUCUCGGGACGACUCGGGCAGCAGCCUGGUAAAAACUUUGAGCCCAGCACUGAACUCUGUGAUCCGUCUGCCCUGCCCGCAGCUCUCCGCCCUGGCCAAUUACAACUGGAGCUACCCAGGGGAUAAGACCCCGGCGGGGCUGCUGAUGUUGGACAAUAAGAUGCUGGUGAUCAUCAUGCAGCGCCAGGCGGCGGGCGAGUACACGUGCUGGGCCAGCGAGAACGGGCACCGCCAAGCUGUGGCCCGCUAUGUGGUGCAGGACCCCACGGAAGGCAACAUCCUGAGCGAGAGCGGAGGGGACAGCAUGGUCGGGCAAGGGCUGGAGCGGGGGGCAGGCCCACAGGGCGGGCACCGCUCCUACUGGGCACAGUUUGUGACGGUGACGGUGCUGCUGUCGAUGACGCUGGCCGUAGCAAUGACCAUGGCCGGGUUCUCCUACCACAACAGGCUCAAGGCCAAGAGCAAGGUGCAAGGAUGCAACACCCCCGAAGCCACCAAGGUGUCCAAUCAGGAGAAGGUGCCGCUGAACGGAGGCCGGAGCCCACAGGAGGGGGCCAAGGACCCCAGGGACUGCUGCGUCCAGAUGGAGGGGCUGUACCAGGGCACAGACGCGGACAACAACAGGUUAAAUGCCAGCCCGGGGGCCGGGGAGGGUUUCCAAGGGGCGGCUCUGGAGAAAGCAUAGGCUGGCCGUGCCUGCCCCGACCCGCCUUUCGUCUCGAAAUCAGCCGUGUCGUGGUACCGAGCAGCCCUACGAUAACAAACCAGUGUGUGUGGCUCAGCGCUUGGGAGCGACCCUACAAUAACAAACCGGUCUGCGUCCAGCCCCCAAAUUCAUAACAAACGUCGUAUCAGCUGGUGAGACCUUCCACACAGCGCGCCCAGAAACGGCCCCUGCUCCUCGUCAGCGUGCCAGCUGCUGCCGCCCGCCCAUGAGUGGGUCGCUCCACCACUGAAGAGCGAUGGGCCCAGCCUGCCUCACUGCGCUGCCUGGGCAUCACCACCAGAGUCGUGGGACGGGCGUUCAAACAAACAAACAAACAAAAAAAACCCUCCGCUUUUGGGUUUCCACACCAAGCAAGAGACAAACAAGGAGCACAUCUGGGGCUCUAGAUGACCAGGUUCAAAGGAGCUGGGGGGCAGAGCGGCGCUGGAGGGUGCGUGAGCCCUUCCUGGCUCGUGCCCGCCAGGGAUUUCAGCAGGGAGCAACCCCGCUGUGGGAUCUGAAGGGGCGCAGUGUUGCUGUGUCUACAGAGCUAAGCUGCGUGCGUAGCUUCUGCCCCUCGGGCUGUUGCCCCCAGCACUGGCCUGGACCAGCUGGGAGCUGCCACGUCCGCGCCACGAGAACCGUGAACAAAGGCCAAUGUGCGAUGCCGCCGCUGCACGUUACCUAGCGUGCCCCUGGCCGGCUCAGUCCUCCCCUGUGUGGGACGUGGUUGGUGCCAGUUGAUGGCCGGGUGUAGCUCUGCCGGGGCCCAAUCCGGCUCCUCGCGGCUCUGAAUAUGGGGUCUAAUGUUCUACCUUUGAGUGCAGGGUCAGCAGUUCAAAGCCAGCCCCGGCUGGCAAUGAUCAGACAGCUGUGAGCAGCUGCGCUCCCCGUCUAGUUCCUGCUUGGCCAGAGGUCUGGAUCACAACAACCAUUGCUAACUGGCCCCCUCAGCGGGGAGACCGGAGACGGCCCACAUCACGGAGACUGCGCUCUGCUCUGGGGGGGUGUCCUUCCAUCAGAGGGCACUGUACUGUCACUCCCUGCUGUUGUGUGGGCAGAGGGCUUUAGGGCCUGAUUCUCAUUCACACUACAGCCUCUUACACCACUCCGGGCCGGUAAAGGGGGCACCAAUUAGCCACACCCCCUCUGCCCUGCCGGAGUGGUAUAAGGGGCCUUUUAGGGUAAGUGAGAACCAGGCUGAGUCCCUGGGGUUUUGGAGCCAACAGCCUGAAAAAUCGGCUUGGGGGUGGGGGAGGGGAGUUGCAAGGGGCUUUGGGGAUGGGGAGGAGGCGGAGGUUGUGACCAAAUGUGAAGUUGUUGGUUUUUUAAUUUAAUGUUUUUAGAUUUAAGUUAAGCUUUUCCCGGUAGCAGCGAUCGAAUCCUUUUUGUUUCACCACCUCUGUGGGAGGAACGCGGCUUCCGAAACCAGCUCCGGGCCCAGCGGCUGGCCUAUAGCCACACUGACAAUGCCCAGUGCCUGGGUUCGUAGCCUCGGAGCCAGGCGCGCAAACAUGGUGCGGUUUUCGCACGAACCACUUGGUUAAACGCAGCCAGGCGAGUGGAUUUCCCCGGGAAAGGCCUCGGAUUUCUCCCUCUCAAAUGGGAUCGAGUUGCUCGUUUCUAAAACCCUUCUUCAACCGCAUCAGUAUUAUUUUGUGAUGGAUAAAUUAACCCCCGCAUUGCUGGUCUGCUGCAGCUCUGACACUGCUAUUAUGCUUCAGUGAAAUCAGUGCAACCCGGGAUGGGUUCACUUGUUACAUUUUCCAGCAGAGCGGGCGGGAUCUACCAGGAUAUCCUUGAAAAAUCCAGGCUUCUUUCUCAGUUACGCUCACACCCAUUAACCCUGCUCUGGGCAAGACUAGCUUCUAAGGCACUAGGGGCCUGAUUCCCAGUUACAUCCAGGUCCUUUUACCCCGCUCUGGCAGGGGAGAUGAGAACCAGGCCCUGGAGAUUUCAGACGCUGGGUUGGCUUCAAGUGGCAAUGCCUGGGGGCACUAAGGGUUGCAACAUGUCAGCACAACUACGCUGAUGCCUGUAACCGGGGCAGAUCCCCAGCUUAUUGUACAAUAGAUCUGAGGGAAGAGCAUUGUCUGAGCUCUGUGGCAGACUCAACGCCCUUAAAAAAAAACACCCAAGCCUGGAACCGGUCCCUCUUUGAUUCAGUUCCCUGGAUAAAAAUGAGGGCAUCUACAUGGCGAUCGCUAUGGGACUCUGAAAUCCUGCUGGAGACAAGGCCAGGGAGUUGUUACCAUGAUGCGGCUAGUCAAGGUGAACUCCAGGAGGAGCAGGGUUCAUUUGAACAAGCCACAUUGAGGUAAAAGUUACCUGGGCCUGGUCUGCAUGUGGAUUUUACGCUGAGGUUCAAAUGCCUUUCUGCAGUGCCUGUGUGCAACCUCCUGCUCUCAGUCCUGUGCCGUGUACUGCUCUGUAACAAUGAUACAUUCUUCGAUCAAGUGCCUGGGCUUUUACAGGUGGGACAAAGCCCGUUCUGUCUGUCUGUGUCACUGAGCACCGGGGUCUGUGCCACGUUGUCCGUACUGCAGUGCCAAGCACCGCUUUCGGGCAUGAUCCUCCGCUGGUGUCAAUCAGAAUAGCACCUUGGGCUCAAUGCUGAUCUACGCCCGCUGGGGAUCUGGCCCCAUUAACUUCAGUGGAGCAGGGCCACAUUACACCUGCUGGGGAUCUGGCCCGUCGUUGCUUGUUUUAUGAUAUUUAACCUUAUUUUUUUUUUUUAAAAGAUGUACAUGUUCCUCCUCCGGAUACAUUUUAUUUUUUAUUAAAAAGAGAAUGUCACACGCAGGUGCUGCUUUUUUAGUCUCAUGUAAAGAGCGCGUUGCUAAUAAGAGAGAAAGGGCCUGAUUCUCCAGUACAAAAGGGUGUAAAACACUACGCUUCUGAAUGGAUGGCCCUUUGCACUGGGGUAAAAAUGUGUUUAAUAA
Messenger RNA from Chrysemys picta bellii (western painted turtle), 6235 nucleotides. RefSeq names its product semaphorin 4A (gene SEMA4A). Gene Ontology annotation, molecular function: semaphorin receptor binding; chemorepellent activity. Gene Ontology annotation, cellular component: plasma membrane. Gene Ontology annotation, biological process: negative chemotaxis; semaphorin-plexin signaling pathway; axon guidance. The record is from RefSeq and is a predicted model, not a curated record. Lineage: Eukaryota; Metazoa; Chordata; Testudines; Emydidae.